GUAGGCAUGUAUAAUAAGACUUGAACCAGAUUAUUUGUUCAGAUAAUAACUGAAUAAACUUACCUCCAUACUGACUGAUUUAUAAUUUGUUACAAAAGUUGUUACAAUAAAUUGGCAAACGACAGUGAUAACGAUUUGUUUCAGAAAAAUUAAUGCAACUAUGCUCUCGUACUUAUGUUUUGGAUGUUUUCUUGUAUCGGCAUCUUUAGAAAUUGCUUGCGGAACACCUAUUAAAGAAACUAGCAAAGCAGACGCUGGAGGAGGCGCUGGAAUAGCAAUUUUAGGAGUAUUAGCAAAAGUCGGCGUAGAAGCUGCGUUACAGCAAAUUGAUAAUAUUUGGAAAGGAGAUGUAGUGAGGUAUUGGAAAUGCGCUGUAGAAAACAGAUCCGAUAAAACACUUUAUGCUUACGGAACAACUACGGAAUCGGGAAGUAUGGGUACAGUUUUUGCCGAUAUUCCCCCUGGAAGCACAGGAAUUUUUGUGUGGGAAAAAUCUAGAGGAGCUGCAACUGGAGCAAGUGGUGUAGUUCAUUAUCGUUAUGGAGACAAGAUACUUAAUUUAAUGGCAUCCAUUCCAUAUGAUUGGAACUUGUAUCAAUCUUGGGCUAAUGCACGAGUUUCGAAUGAAAAGGAAAGCUUUUACAACUUGUAUAACGGGUUAAAUGGUGCGAAACCUGCUACAAGAGGAGGAAACUGGGGCGACGUUGAUGGUGCAAAAUUUUUUCUUACUGAAAAAAGUCACGCAGAGUUUAAAGUUAUUUUUUCUGGUUAACCAAAUGUUGUCAAAAAAAUUGUUCUUUUUCUGUAAAAGAACUAUUUAUUUAAAAAAACAAACAUUUUUUGUAUACUCGAUUUAUUAUUUUUUACGUGUAGGGAUUAUUUGACGCUUAGAGGUCUGUAAACCACUUUAAAAUAUGAAAAAUAAUUCAAAAAUAAUUAAACAAUUUAUUAGAAA
This is a messenger RNA of Hydra vulgaris (swiftwater hydra), 955 nucleotides long. RefSeq names its product hydra actinoporin-like toxin 2. Gene Ontology annotation, molecular function: channel activity. The record is from RefSeq and is a predicted model, not a curated record. Lineage: Eukaryota; Metazoa; Cnidaria; Hydrozoa; Anthoathecata; Hydridae. Gene Ontology annotation, biological process: pore complex assembly; cytolysis in another organism; monoatomic cation transport. Gene Ontology annotation, cellular component: pore complex.